Solanum lycopersicum (tomato) is the source of this 807-nucleotide messenger RNA. RefSeq names its product pathogenesis-related leaf protein 6 (gene PR1b1). NCBI's taxonomy places the organism in Eukaryota, Viridiplantae, Streptophyta, Magnoliopsida, Solanales, Solanaceae. Gene Ontology annotation, cellular component: extracellular region. The record is from RefSeq and is marked validated.
AUCACAAUAACUUAGAUUUAUUUUCUCUCCACUAAACCUAAAGAAAAAUGGGGUUGUUCAACAUCUCAUUGUUACUCACUUGUCUCAUGGUAUUAGCCAUAUUUCACUCUUGUGAGGCCCAAAAUUCACCCCAAGACUAUCUUGCGGUUCAUAACGAUGCCCGUGCCCAAGUCGGAGUCGGGCCUAUGUCUUGGGAUGCCAACUUGGCAUCCCGAGCACAAAACUAUGCCAACUCAAGAGCUGGUGAUUGUAACUUGAUUCAUUCUGGUGCUGGGGAGAAUCUUGCCAAGGGUGGUGGUGACUUCACGGGGAGGGCAGCCGUGCAAUUGUGGGUGUCCGAGAGGCCAAGCUAUAACUACGCUACCAACCAAUGUGUUGGUGGAAAAAAGUGUAGACAUUAUACUCAAGUAGUCUGGCGCAACUCAGUCCGACUAGGUUGUGGUCGGGCACGUUGCAACAACGGAUGGUGGUUCAUUUCUUGCAACUAUGAUCCUGUAGGCAACUGGAUCGGACAACGUCCUUACUAAAAUGAUGUAUACUUAUGACAUGUUGCUAGUAUUAAAUAAAAUUCUCAUAUGAGACGUCGAGAAGUUAAAAUUUAAGUUUGACAUAUGAAUCAAGUCAAACUCCUAUCUAAAAUAUUAAGGGAUUAAAUAUUGAACAUCUAUAAUUAUUAUUAUUUCCCUUUUGAUGUUGCUAAUAUGAAUAAUUCCACAUACCAUAUGUUCAUAAUGGGCUUAAGUUGAUUAUUAAGUACUGCAUCUUCUUGUUUCCAUAAAACAUUAAUAUACAUAAAAUUUUAAUUAA